AGACUGCUACUCAUUCUCUAUAAAAGUGCAGAGGUGCUUGGGUAGCAUUCUCAUACUCAGGUGUAAGAAUGCUGAGGAUAUCAGCUGAUCAUCUCCUGCUGUGGAGCUUCAUGAUUUUAGUGUCAUCUGUCCACUCAGAUGGACUUGACCUCUAUGAGGUGGUUCGACCAAUCAGACUCCAUGACCUUCAUAAAAGAUCUUUAGAGUCCACCAGGCCUGAUACUGUGAAAUAUGCCAUGAAUGUUAGCGGCAAACACAUUGAAAUGCAUCUAGAGAAAAACACUGAUUUUAUAACCGAUGGUUACACUGAGACUCACUACAUGAGCGACGGAACUCCAGUCGUAACUAAACCUGUUGAAAUGGAUCUCUGCUACUACCAGGGGAAGAUCAUGAAUGACAGGAACUCAAUGGUCAGCGUGAGCACCUGUGAUGGAUUACGGGGAUAUUUCCAGACUGCAGAACAGAGGUUUAUCAUCGAGCCUUUGUCUGAAGACACUGAUGGUGACCAUGUGGUGAUGAAGUACGAAGAUGUGAUUGAUUCUCCAUCUGUAUGUGGAGUCACCAACACUACCUGGCAUCCUGUACCUGAAGGCUUCCCAGGGUCUUCCGUUGACAGAUCUAAUGCUCGCAUGUCAGGACAAACAAAGUUCCAGCAAAAGAAAUUUAAUGAAGUCUUCCUUGUAGUGGACAAUAGAAUGUAUCUGAAGCUGGACGAGAACAUCACCAAAGUGAGACAGAAGAUCUUCGAUAUUCUCAACUUUGUUAACAUUGUGUACAAACAACUGAAUACUUUUGUCGCUCUGAUUGGUCUGGAAAUUUGGACAGAUGCUGAUAAGAUUGAGGUGACUGUAUCUCCUGGUGACACACUGUAUGCAUUUACUAAGUGGAGAAAUGAAGAUCUGAUGAAGAGGAUUAAGCAUGACAAUGCUCAUCUGAUCACUGAAAUUGACUUUGAUGGAAUGACAAUAGGCCUGGCUUUCGUUAGCACCCUAUGCACAGAACUUUCUACCGGGGUCACACAGAACCAUAACACACGAGCCAUAGCUGUAGGUGCCACUUUGGCACAUGAGAUGGGACAUAACCUUGGAAUGGGCCAUGAUGACAGCUCAUGUGCAUGUGCCGGGGAGACCUGCAUCAUGGCUGCCUAUCUGAGCUACAACAUCCCACAGUUCUUCAGCGCCUGCAGCCUGGACUACUAUGAGGGGUUUCUGAACUCACAGAACCCUGAGUGUCUCCUCAAUAAACCAAACGCCGAAGACCUGCUCCAGCCUGCAGUGUGUGGCAACGGCUUCCAAGAGAUAGGAGAAGACUGCGACUGCGGAUCUGCAUCGGAGUGUACUAACCUGUGCUGCAAUGCCACCACAUGUAAACUUACAAAGGGCUCAAAAUGUGCAGAAGGAGAUUGCUGUCGAAACUGUAAGGUUCACAUACAGGCAUCGCUGUGGCAGUUUUUCUCCUGUUGGGGGCUGUUUUGGUGUGGCCAUCUGCUGUAUGAAACGUAGGAAGAAUCAAAGCAGGCUUCAUCACAGGAGAUCCAGUCUGGGGGGGACAGUCACACAGAACACAACCUGCACUAAAUUAUCCAUAAAAAGUAAUUGAAGAGCACUGAUGCUGUAAAAUUAUUUUUAAUGGAAGUCUUUGUUUGUUAAAAAUAUGACCAGGAAACUAAACACAAGCAAAUGAAUGAACAAUAGAAUAAAUGAAUGAAUAAAUGAAUGAAUGGAUAAAUAAAUGAAUGAAUGAAUGAAUGAAUGAAUGAAUGAAUGAAUGAAUGAAUGAAUGAAUGAAUGAAUGAAUGAAUAUAUCUGGUACAUUAGUACAAGUCUAUAUGUAGCUUUCUUUUGCACAGAACUUUCUAUAAUAAAAAAUUAGAUUGCAUAGCCAUCUGUAUAUCACACUUUGUAACCCCGCACCACACGGGUCUUGAACCCAGAUCUCUGUGGGAGCCACGUGCGUCUGCACACAAUGGGAAUUAGGCCCAUGCGCAGGAUUAAAUGAAGUGCUGCUUUAUUAAUAGGGGUAAGAUAGGACUAAACAAAAAUGAAAAUGAAACAAAACAUAAACAAAACAUGAGCAGUCCAUCAUAUGGUCUGACAACACUAGGCACGUGGAAACAUGGACAAAACAACAACAACA
Messenger RNA from Hemibagrus wyckioides, 2136 nucleotides. RefSeq names its product disintegrin and metalloproteinase domain-containing protein 28-like. Gene Ontology annotation, biological process: proteolysis. Gene Ontology annotation, cellular component: plasma membrane. The transcript is spliced from 15 exons. NCBI's taxonomy places the organism in Eukaryota, Metazoa, Chordata, Actinopteri, Siluriformes, Bagridae. The coding region runs from base 69 to 1502 and encodes 477 amino acids. Gene Ontology annotation, molecular function: metalloendopeptidase activity. The record is from RefSeq and is a predicted model, not a curated record.